GGCGGCGGAGGGGUUAAGUGCGGGAUCAGCUGUUCUCAUGUCAUUACGGAUUCUCUUCAUUUUAUACAGAGCUCUGUUUGAUGUCUGAAUGCACAGGGGACUCCCCCUCCUCCUCCAACUCCCACCCCUUUUAUUUCGCUCCCGAGCCCUCUCUCCUUCCUCCUCCCCUUCCUUUCUCUCCCGCUCCGCUCUGGCUCACGCACACCCUUUGCAGACCGUGCGCUCAGUGCCAGUGUCUAAUGGCCCCGAAGUGAAGAGCCAAGCGCUGCUCCGGCGGCGGCGCGGCCGGCCUGCCGCAGAUGAACCCUCCUAACUAGCGCCGAGGGGUCGGGAGGGACGGCGAGCAGGGGAGAGCCCGAGGGGCCAGCCGGGAAGACGAGGAUAGCGGUGGAUAGCGGUGUGCGGAAGAGGACGGACCCGCGAACAGCUCCACGGCUACCUGUCGACACAUGCUGUGCUCCAUGGCUAACUCGGGCUGCCUCCUUGUCUCCAACUCAGGCAUGCUUCCUCACUCUCUCCCCUGUCCUCCAGCCUUCCUCUACCUCCAACAGGGUAACCAGGACGCCACGGCCCCACCGGACGCGAUGGCCCAGCCCUACGCCCCCGCCCAGUACCCCCCGCCCCCCCAGAACGGGAUCCCCGCAGAGUACGCGCCGCCGCACCCGCACCCCACGCAGGACUACUCGGGGCAGAGCACGGUCCCGGAGCACGCCAUGAGCCUCUACACACCAGCACAGAGCCACCCCGAGCCGGCGGGCAGCGACGCCAGCACACAGUCCAUAGCAGGGACACAGACGGCACCGCAGACAGACGAGGCGGCACAGACAGACAGCCAGCAGCUACACUCCUCAGACACCACAGACAAGCAGCAGCCCAAGAGGUUACACGUCUCUAACAUUCCCUUUCGAUUCCGGGACCCCGACCUGCGGCAAAUGUUUGGGCAAUUCGGGAAGAUCCUGGACGUGGAGAUCAUUUUCAAUGAGCGGGGCUCCAAGGGUUUUGGGUUUGUAACUUUUGAAACUAGCACAGAUGCCGACCGGGCACGGGAGAAGCUGAAUGGCACCAUCGUAGAGGGCCGGAAGAUUGAGGUGAACAAUGCCACGGCCCGUGUCAUGACCAACAAGAAGGUGGCCAACCCCUACACCAACGGCUGGAAGCUGAACCCGGUGGUGGGAGCAGUCUACGGCCCCGAAUUCUACGCAGUAACGGGGUUCCCGUACCCCGCCACGGGGACGGCCGUGGCCUACCGAGGGGCACACCUACGGGGCCGGGGACGUGCCGUGUACAACACCUUCCGUGCCGCGCCGCCGCCGCCGCCCAUCCCCACCUACGGCGCGGUCGUCUACCAGGACGGGUUCUACGGAGCUGAGAUCUACGGGGGCUAUGCUGCCUGCAGGUGCAGCCCCCUGAGCAGUGUCUCUCCCUGCAGGGGGGCUAUGCUGCCUACAGGUACGCCCAGCCCGCAGCAGCAGCGGCCGCGUACAGCGACAGCUAUGGCAGAGUGUACGCAGCAGCAGACCCCUACCACCACACCAUCGGCCCCGCCGCCACGUACAGCAUUGGCACCAUGUGAACCCAUGGCCGUUUCCUUCUGGGACCAGGAAGGGCAAAAAUAUCCACAUACACACACAAAAAAAAAAAAAAAGAACCCCAAAAUAUAAAAAUUAAAAGCGAAGAAACAAAAAAAAAAAAAAAAAAAAAAGAAAGAAAAACCAAACAAAAAAAAAGAGAAACCAAGCCAAGCGGCAGCAGCCAAGUGAGCCCCAGCUGUCCACACACACGGAGUGAGCGAGUCCCAGAGGAGCCGCGGCGAGCACCGGCGGUCGGAUGCGCCGGAGGGACCCCCAGCGCCCCGGCCCCAGAGCCCCGCAGGGAGGGAGCCGGUGCGGGCAGGCGUGAGGGUCCGCGGGGGUCCGGGGCCCUCCCCCGCCCAGGUGCAGGGCCUGGGCUCCACGUCUUCCUUUCCCUGGUGCGGCAGCGCUGGGGGUGCCGGCAGAGCGCUGCGCCCUGCCCGGCUCGUGGGACCGGGUGACAGGGUGGGGACCUGGCUUGGUGCCACCCGGCGCUGGCGGCCAUCAGCGUGUCAGGUGUGCGAGGCCUCAGCUCCAGCGCGGAACUGGGGCGGCGGCGCGGAUGCGGUGCUGAGGUACUGCAGGGGACGACCCUCUGCCUUUUAAAGGGAAUUUUUGUUAAGAGGAGCUUGCAACUCGCUUGUGACCCCUUCCCCUUCUUCCUUCCUCCUUCCCUGACCCCCGCGCUCCCGCCCUGCCUGGACCAGCCCCGACCAAAGCUGGGCCAGGCCUGCCCCAGUCCCACUGCUGCUUGCUCUGCGGCAUGGGACACGCUCACGGCCACCCGUCCCUGCCCGAGGCAGAGGGAUGCCCCCAGCCCUGGGUGUGGGGUCUCGGCAUCACCCACAAGGGACCCCCCGGAGCCCCGAGGCUGGGCCGCAGCCGCCGGCGCGCUGGGGCACUGCGGGGCCCAUCCCGGGGUGCAGCGCCGUCCCGCGCCCUUCCGGCUCUGCCACUCCUCAAACCUCACUUUAUAGUCUGCAGACGCCCCCGACGCCCCAGCGAUGAGCUCCCCCUUUUCUAUUCCCAGUGUACAUAGCCCCGGCCCCGCUCCCUGUACAAAGCUCCGUCCAUCGCUGUACUGGCUUCUCCCUGACAGCACCCCCGCGCCGCCCGGCGUGCGGGCUGGCACCGGCCCAUCCUGUAUGCUUCAAAGUGUGACCAUUCUAAUAAACAGUAUUAUUAUUAUUAUUAUUAUUAUUAUUAUUAUUAUUAUUAUUAUUAUUAUUAUUAUUAUUAUUAUUAUUAUUACAAGGAUUAUUAUUAUUAUUAUUGAAAUUAUUAAUAAAGAUUUCUUUCUUCAACCA
Molecule: messenger RNA, 2878 nt
Organism: Serinus canaria (Common canary)
Lineage: Eukaryota; Metazoa; Chordata; Aves; Passeriformes; Fringillidae
Gene: RBFOX3
Product: RNA binding fox-1 homolog 3
Exons: 12
Coding region: 450-1661 (403 amino acids)
Biological process (GO): regulation of alternative mRNA splicing, via spliceosome; nervous system development
Cellular component (GO): nucleus; cytoplasm
Molecular function (GO): mRNA binding
Source: RefSeq, a predicted model, not a curated record